AUGAACAUUGUUACUUCGAAAUUUAUUUAUAUCUUUGCUAUUCUCUUAUCAUUUAGUCUUUAUAUUGAAUAUACAAGCGCUGGGAGUAUCUUUGGUGAUGAUACAACUAACACAACUCCGAAGAUGACAACAACAACACCAAAAAGACCUAUGUCUGGUGCUACUACGGAGAAGGCAUAUUACACUGUAAUCGGUUCUGUCCUGAUUGCAAUUGCAGUAUGCCGGUAUUCAAUCUAA
This is a messenger RNA of Schistosoma intercalatum, 237 nucleotides long. Lineage: Eukaryota; Metazoa; Platyhelminthes; Trematoda; Strigeidida; Schistosomatidae. The record is from the annotation of a GenBank genome assembly.